Exophiala mesophila is the source of this 2682-nucleotide messenger RNA. Its product is annotated as serine/threonine-protein kinase bur1. Gene Ontology annotation, molecular function: cyclin-dependent protein serine/threonine kinase activity; ATP binding. Gene Ontology annotation, cellular component: nucleus. The transcript has a single exon. The coding region runs from base 604 to 2676 and encodes 690 amino acids. Lineage: Eukaryota; Fungi; Ascomycota; Eurotiomycetes; Chaetothyriales; Herpotrichiellaceae. The record is from RefSeq and is a predicted model, not a curated record. Gene Ontology annotation, biological process: protein phosphorylation.
AAAAGAGCCAUCGCUUUGAGUCCUUCCGAGCCACUAGGAGUUGGAGUUGGCAUGCCAUGUAUCUUGCGUGACGUUCGGGCACAUCCCAUCUCAAGGUUAUCAUCUCCCAUAAGUCACAGUCUCUCGCUCCACACCUCCCGCUCACGCAAUCACAAUUCCAUCAACUUUACCGCCGUCAAUAAUACACUUUUCCAGCCCUCAUCCCCAUCCUUCCCUGCGCGAACUCUUCAUAAAAGGUCAUCCUUUGUCCGAGUUCCAAGUCCUCAAGUCUGCGACAGACCCUGACCCUCCUUCCUUCGAGAAGCCGCUGCCUCAGUAAAAGCCUUCGACUGAGUGCAUAUUGAGCGCGCAGAGUUCAUGUGCGCCGCGGCGUUGACUAUUCCUCUUCUCAACGUAUUCUCCCCCACCUAUAUUCUCUCGACGACACCAUCACUAUCCCCGUCAUCAUCACAAGCGCCACUUUCUCCAGCCCAGCCAGCCCAGUGCUUGUCACACUAAUAUCUCUACUCAUGUGUCCAACAAAGCGCUGCGGCCCAAACCUACCCCAUUCCAAGUUUCUAGACUCCUGAUCGUCGUUGCGACUUCUCCAUUCCGACGAUCGUCAUGUCAAACUCACACCAGUCUUCCAAAAAGAGCCUGGAGCGCCUGGACAAUGGCCGGCCGCGGUUUCAGGGCUGCUCAAAGAUUACAGACUAUGAGUAUAUGGGCAAACUCGGCGAGGGAACUUUUGGCGAAGUUUCCAAGGCCCGGUCAAAGAAAACCGGUCGUAUCGUCGCUCUUAAGAAGAUCCUCAUGCAUAAUGAGAAGGAUGGGUUUCCCAUCACCGCUCUAAGAGAGAUCAAACUACUCAAACAACUACACCACCCCAAUAUUCUGUCUCUCGAAGAAAUGGCCGUCGAGCGUCCCAAGAACGCAAGCAAAAAGCCCAGCAUGUUCAUGGUCACUCCCUACAUGGACCAUGAUCUUUCUGGCCUACUCGAGAAUCCUCAAGUCCACUUUACCGAACCCCAAAGAAAGUGCUACAUGAAACAACUGUUGGAAGGAUGCGCCUAUUUACAUGAAAGCAAAAUCCUCCACCGAGACAUGAAGGCGGCCAAUCUCCUCAUCAACAACCGAGGAAUACUCCAGAUUGCCGACUUUGGUCUUGCUCGACCAUACGAUGAUGAGCCCCCGAGACCUGGUCAUGGUGGCGGCGAGGCUACCCGCGAGUACACAACUCUCGUCGUCACAAGAUGGUAUCGUCCACCCGAGUUACUCCUUCAACUCCGUAAAUACACCACCGCUAUUGAUAUGUGGGGCGUGGGCUGUGUGUUUGGUGAAAUGUUCAAGGGAAAACCCAUCCUCGCCGGAAACAGUGACGUCAAUCAAGCCCAUCUCAUCUUUGACUUGGUCGGUAGUCCAACCGACGAAUCUAUGCCUGGUUGGCGUUCUCUUCCUGGGUGUGAAGGUGUUGUCGAGUGGGGUCAUAAGAACCCUACGCUCAGAAAAGUCUUUAGCGAGUUGAGCUCCACGGCUGUGUCUCUACUGUCCGAAUUACUGACACUAGAUUGGCGCAAACGUAUCAACGCCAUCGACGCCCUCAAGCAUCCUUACUUCCACACAGAGCCAUUCCCAGCAAGACCAGGUGACCUCCCAUCAUUUGAAGAUUCUCAUGAGUUGGAUCGCAAAAAGUUCAGAGAUCAGAAGUCAAAGCCUCCCCCGGCCCCGGCUGGUGGUUCCGUUGGUAUUGGCCCAGAAGGCGAAUGGGGCAUCAAUGGUCGCCCUUUACCCCCAUAUGAAGGCGGCCCAGGUCCUCAUGGCCCGAGGGGCCCGAGGCAUUCAGGGGGUGGUGGAGCUCGGCACUUCAACAAUGGACACCGCGACAGGGACUAUGGACGAAGACCUCCAGGUUCUAUACCGCCGCAGUCUGGUUAUUCUGCCGACUAUCGCUCUGGCCCUCGAGAUGCCCCGCCAUACGAACAUGCCCAUCGUCCACAGUAUGACCAACCUCCUCGUGGACAUGGACCUAGUCACUCGUACGACGAUCACCACGCACGUCGCCCACCUCCAGACUACAGUCUCCCACCACGUCCACCUAUGCCGGAUGAAUACCGUUAUGGUUCAGGUGAUGGUUUACCACAUCGAGAUGAUGCACGCGGGCCCCCACCUCGAUCACGCAUCCCAGGUGGAUCGGGGCCUCCCCCUCUCGAUAAUAGACGUGGGAACUACCCUCCUAAUGACCGUGACAUGUAUCCACCUUCAUACUCAGACGCAGAUUCAAAUGCUCGCAUUCCACCACCAAAGGGUCGCCAUCGCGACGAAAGGUUGCCAUAUGGGGACGGCAGACCACCGCCAGAUUAUGAUGAACCCAUCCGUUAUGACGACCCUGUUCCUGACAGAGGACGCAUGCGUGAACCCGAUCCUGGUCCACCUACACAUGGAUCAUACGAUCGCCGGCCGCGAAGUCGAAGUCCGCCCCGUGAGUGGGAGAGGGAAUCUCAUCGAGAUCGAGAUCGAGGUUCCCACCGAGAACGAGAUCCAAGAGACUGGGACCGUGAUCCACGAGAUCGCCAUCACCACCACCAUCACUCAGCAGAUAGAGAUCGGGGGUACGGAGGAGGACUUGGAGGUGACAAUGGCAUGCGCGGCGGUGGUGGUCGCCCAGGUGGCGGAGCCCAAGACCCCUAUCGAAGAUAGAAUCUU